Molecule: messenger RNA, 1621 nt
Organism: Arabidopsis arenosa
Lineage: Eukaryota; Viridiplantae; Streptophyta; Magnoliopsida; Brassicales; Brassicaceae
Source: the annotation of a GenBank genome assembly
AGAAACAACACACACCAAAAAAAAAAACACUCAGAUUUCGAUAUUCCCAAUAAAAAAAAUUCUCUCAAUUUUCUCUUCUCCAAAAAAAUGAACACAGAAUCGUUAGAAAAUCUCCACCGUCCAUUGAUUGAAUCGUCGAAAUCGUUCAUCGAUUAUCGUCUCGAGACUGUGUUAACAGAUCGAGAAUUGCCGUAUUUUCGCCGGAUUUAUCUAGCGAUGAUGAUUGAGAUGAAGUUUCUCUUUCAUUUGGCGGCUCCGGCGAUCUUUGUUUACGUCAUCAACAACGGUAUGUCGAUUCUCACACGUAUCUUCGCCGGUCAUGUCGGAAGCUUCGAACUCGCCGCCGCUUCACUUGGAAACAGUGGUUUCAACAUGUUCACCUAUGGACUUCUGCUUGGAAUGGGAAGUGCAGUGGAAACAUUAUGUGGUCAAGCACAUGGAGCACAUCGAUACGAAAUGCUCGGUGUUUACCUCCAAAGAUCAACAGUGGUUCUAAUCCUAACAUGUAUACCAAUGUCACUUCUCUUCCUCUUCUCAAAUCCAAUCCUUACUUCACUUGGAGAGCCAGAACAAGUGGCAACAUUAGCUUCCGUAUUCGUCUACGGUAUGAUCCCAGUGAUCUUCGCUUACGCAAUCAAUUUCCCUAUCCAAAAGUUUCUCCAAUCGCAAAGCAUUGUCACUCCAAGCGCUUAUAUAUCCGCCGCAACACUUGUGAUCCAUCUCGUUCUUUCGUGGAUCGCUGUGUAUCGUCUUGGUUAUGGUCUUUUGGCUUUAUCUUUGAUCCAUAGCUUCUCUUGGUGGAUCAUUGUUGUGGCUCAGAUUGUUUAUAUUAAAAUGAGUCCGAGAUGUCGUCGGACUUGGGAAGGUUUUAGUUGGAAAGCUUUUGAAGGUCUUUGGGAUUUUUUCCGAUUAUCGGCUGCUUCUGCCGUCAUGCUUUGCCUUGAAUCUUGGUACUCUCAGAUUCUUGUUUUGCUCGCUGGACUUCUCAAGAACCCUGAACUUGCUCUGGAUUCUCUCGCUAUCUGCAUGUCAAUUUCUGCAAUCUCAUUCAUGGUCUCCGUUGGAUUCAACGCAGCUGCAAGUGUGAGAGUAAGCAAUGAGCUAGGAGCCGGAAACCCGAGAGCAGCCGCGUUCUCCACGGUAGUAACGACUGGAGUAUCAUUCUUACUAUCGAUUUUUGAAGCUAUCGUGGUCUUAUCAUGGCGUAAUGUCAUCAGCUAUGCGUUUACAGAUAGUCCUGCAGUGGCUGAGGCCGUUGCGGAUUUAUCUCCCUUUUUAGCCAUCACAAUUGUCCUCAAUGGAAUUCAGCCAGUUUUGUCCGGUGUGGCUGUUGGAUGUGGAUGGCAAGCAUUUGUUGCGUACGUAAACAUUGGAUGUUACUACGUUGUGGGGAUACCAGUGGGAUUCGUUCUUGGCUUCACUUAUGAUAUGGGAGCUAAGGGAAUAUGGACAGGGAUGAUUGGUGGUACAUUAAUGCAAACAAUAAUCUUAGUGAUUGUCACUUUAAGAACUGAUUGGGACAAAGAGGUUGAAAAAGCUUCGAGCAGAUUGGACCAGUGGGAAGAGAGCCGUGAGCCGCUUUUGAAGCAAUAAAUAAAUAAAAUAAAAUGAUUUAUUUAUU